UGAAUAGGGCUUGCGACUUCAUCUGCUCUUCAAAAUCAAUCGUAGGUAGCGUGGUCGCACACAAUGGAUGGCACGAAGUCACACUGAUCAUAACCAACACUUUCCAUCGCCUUUCCUUCAGAAAAGUUAACUUAUGUAAGGAAUUUUACUACUGCGCGCAACCAGAAACUGCUGUGCGCGUCUCCGUUUACAGCCUGGCUGGAAGAUAGAAACCUCAACUACGUGGAAAAGCUGAAGUUGGCGAAGUUGACGCUGGUUUCAACCUUUCUGUGCAUAGGCAUUCGCUCGGUGGAAAUCGCUGUAAACAAGCCAACAAGAGGUGGAUAUUACUUUGGAUAUAUUUCUAACUGACAGACGCCAUGCCUCAGACGACACCGUACGCCGGGAAGUUCAGCCCCAACCCCUACACCACCACCAGUGGCAGCCCCCACCCUUACAGCAACUCCAGUGGCAGCCCCCACCCUUACAGCAGCAGCAGCAACAGCAGUGGCAGCCCCCACCCCCACCACUACACCCCUGGCCCGGUGGAGACCGUCUACGGGGGCCUCUGUUACCACGACAACAGCCUGGUGUCCGGCUCGCUGGAGGCUCUCAUCCAACACCUCGUGCCCACCGUGGACUACUUUCCAGACAGGUCGUACAUCUUCACCUUCCUGCUGAGCUCGCGGCUCUUCCUGCAUCCCUAUGAGCUCAUGUCCAGAGUCUGCUACAUGUGCCUGGAGCAGCACCGCACCAUGGACCCUCAGAUCGACCGGAGGAGGAUUCGGGAGAUCGCCCCCAAGAUCGUGCAGCUCCUGACAGAGUGGACGGAGACGUUCCCCUACGACUUCCGUGACGAGCGGAUGAUGCGAAGCAUCAAGGACCUGACGCACCGCCUGGCCCUCGGCGAUGAGCUGUCGCGGCGUGCGAUGCAGCGGGUGACUCAGCGACUGCUGCGUAAGCUGACCACGCUGGGCCAGUACGAGGAGUCCCUGGUCGCCGCGGGCAACGCGCCCGUGGAGAAGCUGACGGCCCAGAAGGCCAAGCAGCAGGCGGCGCGCCGGGAGGACGUAAUGAGCAUGUGCAGCGACCCCUUCGUCCUCGCCCAGCAGCUCACACACAUCGAGAUGGAGAGACUGAGUUACAUCGGCCCUGAAGAAUUUGUGUACGCGUUCGCGCUGAAGGGUCCACAAGACAACCGAAAGUUGUUCUUCAACAAACGGCGAGCAAGUAACCUGGAGGCGUACGUUGAUUGGUUCAACAGACUCAGCUACCUUGUAGCCACGGAAAUAUGCACCCCGGUGAAGAAGAAGCAGCGAGCGCGGAUCCUGGAGUUCUUCAUCGAUGUGGCUCGAGAGUGUUUCAACAUCGGCAACUUCAACUCGCUCAUGGCCAUUAUCACUGGGAUGAACAUGAGCCCGGUCUCUCGGCUAAAGAAGACUUGGAGCAAAGUUGACACGGCCAAGUUCGACAUUCUGGAGCAUCAGAUGGACCCCACGAGUAACUUCUACAACUACCGCACAGCGCUCAGGGGCGCCACCCAGAGGUGCCUGACUGCACAGACCAGCAGAGAGAAGAUUGUCAUUCCCUUCUUCAGCCUGUUCAUCAAGGAUAUCUACUUCCUGAAUGAGGGCUGUGUCAGCAGGCUACCCAAUGGACAAGUCAAUUUCGAGAAAUUCUGGGAGCUGGCGAAGCAGGUCAGUGAGUUCCUGUCGUGGCGGCUGUCUGCAUGCCCCUUCGAACGGGAGCGGAAAACCCUGCAGUACCUCCUCAGCACCCCAGUCUUCAGCGACGAUGAGCUUCAGCUGGCGUCUUAUGAGAGCGAGGGACCCGAGAACAACAUUGAGAGAGAUACACGCAGGUCCCUGAGGUCGUCGCUAUACCGGGCCUAAAGAGUGACUGGAAAGAUGACUGACAGCUAUCAAUCAAACUGGAGACAACAUCAGCUAGCAUCCGCUUAGCCCCAUGUGACCUACAAGCAAACAUCUUCUAGUGGAAUAAGAUAAAUCAAACCCCGCCUUCCCGAUGCAAAAGGAGUGUGCUCAAAUUAGGUCUCCUAAGUGGGCGUUUCCCCCUCCUUCUUUUCUUUCUGUGGCAUGUGUUGACGGCUUGCAUAAGAUGUGCACUAUCGCCACCUACAGUGCUGAGGGAACUCAAUUUCUUCUCAACCUAAAGUCUCCUGAAGGUCUCCUAACCUAAGGUCUCCUAACGGCGUGUUAACCUGACGUCACAUGGAUCCUGGAGAAGUACGGGCUUGAUUUAUCUUACUUAACUGGAAGAUGUGUGUUACGAGCACUCCUGAAGACUGAAGAAGACACACGCCUUUUCCUACUAAACAAUGAAGACUCUGAGGCUGGUUUCUCAUCAUUGCAGUGGAAAGCCCCCAUUUAAAGAAUGUAUUCAUCCCCAUUAAGCUAACUCUGAAUGAAGUGACUUUGGUUUCGUUGGUGUCGUUGUUGUACAAAAAAUAUUACUUGUUCUUUCCUGAUGUUGAAGCAUGUCGCUGGUAGGCAUGCCGUGUUUGUACAGUGAUGAAAGUUUAAUAUGCUUAAUUUUUGUGUUUUUGUAUGUUUCAGUAUGUUACUAUGUGAUGAUCUUUGUGAAUCACAGUUGUUUGUAAUGUGUUAAGUAUUUCUUAACAGUGCCAAUUAUUGAAUGUUUAAUACCUGAGUAUUUUACAGUUCCUUUACAACUAUAACAACACUAUCUUGUAAAAGAUGUAGUCAUUUUAACAUGUGAGUACUGAGGGAAACAUUUGGUCAAACUUGAUUUUUAGAGUUUCACGGUGAAUCAAUUCGUUUCCUCUUUCAGUUGGGUCUACUUUCUAUGUUACUUACACUUAAAUAAGCUUUUAGUUUUUUUGUUUUUGUUUAGCUUUUGUCAUCAUGUCUGCACUGAUGUUUUCGGAUCCCUUUUUCACCUUAACGCUUGUUAUUACGCUUGUUUGACAUUAUUUUAGAUGCUAAAAGAGGCUUUAUGUUAGGGUACUCACAGAAGUUGCUUUAUGAAUUGUCUCAUGAGUAAAUAUUUUUGUAAUAAACUCAGAAGAAACUAAAUGACAAAAAUCAUUUGUGUUUCAUGUGCGUGAAAAAAACACCCACUCCAUUUUAUUACGUGACGGCAUAAAAGCAAUGAGGACAACAAAACAUUGACAAGUGCUUAAAUGUCUGUUGCAAAAUGACAUUUGACAAUAUAUCCAAAAAUAUCAACAUACAUAAUAUGGUAUUAUUUUCCCCUUUGUUUCCAUUGCAAUGGUUCAGCAGUAGGAUCGAAGGCCCAAAAGUGUCCGCUCAUCAUUAUGCAUUCAUCAUACAGUACACGUGAUUAAGUCUUUUUUUAACUUGAAGACACAUGUACUCUAAAGUACACCACUA
Engraulis encrasicolus (European anchovy) is the source of this 3353-nucleotide messenger RNA. RefSeq names its product RasGEF domain family, member 1Bb (gene rasgef1bb). Lineage: Eukaryota; Metazoa; Chordata; Actinopteri; Clupeiformes; Engraulidae. The coding region runs from base 360 to 1871 and encodes 503 amino acids. The transcript has 14 exons. Gene Ontology annotation, biological process: positive regulation of GTPase activity; Ras protein signal transduction. Gene Ontology annotation, cellular component: plasma membrane. Gene Ontology annotation, molecular function: guanyl-nucleotide exchange factor activity. The record is from RefSeq and is a predicted model, not a curated record.